This is a messenger RNA of Anopheles marshallii, 1122 nucleotides long. RefSeq lists its product as uncharacterized. The record is from RefSeq and is a predicted model, not a curated record. NCBI's taxonomy places the organism in Eukaryota, Metazoa, Arthropoda, Insecta, Diptera, Culicidae. The transcript has 3 exons. The coding region runs from base 1 to 1122 and encodes 373 amino acids.
AUGUCAAAACCGAACGUUCUAGUCCUUGGAGGGUGCGGAUUUAUUGGCCGUCAUCUAGUUGAUCAUCUCGUCAGUCAUGAUCUAGCGGGGCGCAUUAAGGUGGUCGACAAGACGCCACCGCUGAUGGCCUGGUUAAACAGCAGACACACGCAAGCGUUCGCCAACGAUCGGGUGGAAUUUGUGAGCGCCAAUCUAAUAAACCUCGCUUCGUGCCAAAAUGCUUUCCGCAUGGAGGUGGGCGAACAACCGAUCGAUGGGUGCUGGGAUUAUGUGAUAAACUGUGCGGCCGAAACGAAACCCGGCCAAACGGAUCCCGUCUACCAGGAAGGUAUACUGAAGCUAAGCUUAAACUGUGCAACGGAGGCUGUGAAGCAUAAAGCGAAGCGCUACGUGGAGCUGAGCACCGGAAGCAUGUGGUCGGACGAGAAGGUCCCACAAAAUGAGGACUGUCCCGUCGAACCGUGGACGAUGGUGGGCAAGUACAAGGCGAAGGUAGAACAGGAACUGAUCGCCAUAAAGGAUUUGCCCUACACCAUACUGCGGCUGCCGAUCUGCUAUGGAGUAGGCGAUCGAAAAGGAUUGACGCCUCGCAUCAUUAUAGCGGGAAUUUAUAAGCACCUGGACGAAACGAUGAAACUUCUCUGGACCGGAACGAUGAAGAUGAACGUGGUGCACGUGGAUGACGUGUGUGGUAGCAUUUGGGAGCUAUUGCAAACCGAUCGUACGGUGCGCGAAACGAUCAACGUGUGUGAUGACAGCAAUGCUACCCAGGCGAUGAUCAGUGAGCUGCUUGCCGACAUGUUUGGCAUCAAAAUCGAUUACUGGGGCGUCACGAUGUCGAACAUGACGAAGCUCGACAUGGCCGGAGCGAUCGAGGAAAUUAACGACCGACAUCUGGGGCCGUGGGCCGAGCUGUGCCAGCGAGACGGUGUGCAGAAUACACCGCUAACACCGUACAUGGACCAAGAGUUGCUUCUUCACAAGCAUUUGCAUUUAAGCAACGAAAAGCUAAAGUCUUACGGGUAUAAACUGCGUCAUCCACAGAUUACUAGGGAGCUGCUGGAGGAGAUAGUGCAGGAUUUCAUUGAGAUGAAUCACUUUCCACGUACUUUGCUUGCUUAA